Plectropomus leopardus (leopard coralgrouper) is the source of this 879-nucleotide messenger RNA. The record is from RefSeq and is a predicted model, not a curated record. Lineage: Eukaryota; Metazoa; Chordata; Actinopteri; Perciformes; Serranidae.
GGACAACUCUGUCUUCUAUCGGGAAGGACAUCAUUGAGGACGAGGACGGGGUGUCCAUGCCUCACCAGUGGUUGGAGGGCAACCUGUCUGUCUCUGCCAAGUGUAACGUCUGUGAGAAGACGUGUGGCAGCGUCCUCCGUCUGCAGGACUGGAGGUGUCUCUGGUGUAAAGCCAUGGUGCACUCAGGUUGUAAGGAGCAGCUGUCCUCCAAGUGUCCUCUGGGACAGUGCAAAGUGUCAGUCAUCCCUCCGACUGCACUCAACAGCAUUGACUCUGACGGUUUCUGGAAGGCGUCCUGUCCUCCGUCCUGCACCAGUCCUCUGCUGGUCUUUGUCAACUCUAAGAGUGGAGACAAUCAGGGCGUCAAGUUCCUUAGACGCUUCAAACAGCUGCUGAACCCGGCACAGGUCUUUGACCUGAUGAACGGGGGACCACACCUGGGUCUGCGUCUGUUCCAGAAGUUUGACACCUUCAGAAUCCUGGUAUGCGGAGGAGACGGCAGCGUCGGUUGGGUCCUGUCCGAGAUUGACGCCCUCACGCUGCACAAACAGUGUCAGCUGGGAGUCCUUCCUCUGGGGACCGGGAACGAUCUGGCCCGGGUUCUGGGCUGGGGUUCAGCCUGCGAUGACGACACGCAGCUGCCUCAGAUACUGGAGAAACUGGAGAGAGCCAGCACCAAGAUGUUAGACAGGUGGAGCAUCAUGGUCUAUGAGACCAAGUUUCCACGGCAACACUCUGCGUCCACCGUCACAGAGGACUGCAGUGAAGACUCAGAGGUUCAGCAGAUUCUGACCUAUGAGGACUCAGUGGCGGCUCACCUGUCCAAGAUCUUGACCUCAGACCAGCACUCUGUUGUCAUCUCCUCCGCCAGGUAAGUGU